Molecule: messenger RNA, 1323 nt
Organism: Fusarium falciforme
Lineage: Eukaryota; Fungi; Ascomycota; Sordariomycetes; Hypocreales; Nectriaceae
Product: Reticulon-like protein
Exons: 7
Coding region: 1-1323 (440 amino acids)
Source: RefSeq, a predicted model, not a curated record
AUGGAUCCAAGCUCCAUCGUCCGAAGCGCAGGAUGGCACAAAGAAAGUAACGGAAAACGGUCUUUGAUGCCCCAUUCUCCUGUUCUCAGCUGCGCUCAUCAGAACAUCUCCAUCCUCUCCCGAAUCACCUCCUAUCCACGCAACACGCGCCCGUCCACAGUCUUCCUUCGCCUAGUCCAACUCGCCCCGACGGUACUGCUCAGCGAGCGCAACAGCUUCCAGACGCCCUCAUCUCCUCGCCAGCUCGUCGAAAUGGCUGAUUCCGCCCCGGCCGUCAACGGCGGCUCUCUUCUCGAGGCCACCAAAUCCAACGCCGCUGCUGCGUACCAGUCUGUUACCAACGGCCCCGUUGCGCAGAACGUCUACGACCACACUCAGAAGGCUUCCAACGAGCUCUCCAACCUCGCUGCUGCUCGACGCACUCCCUCGACUCCCGCUGCCACUGGCCAGCCUCUCACUCACUACCACUCCUUUUUCUCUGAGCUCCUGUCUUGGAACAACCCUCGAGCUUCCGGUAUUGCCUACGUGACCACCGUCUCCCUUAUUUUUGCUGCCCGAUACUUGGAUGUCCUCCGAUGGGCUUUCAAGGUUUCGUGGAUGGUCCUUGGUGUGACCAUCCUCGCCGAGGUUGUUGGCAAGAUCGUACUCAACAAUGGCCUGGCUACUCAGGUUCGCCCUCGUCGAUACUACACCGUUCCCCGUGAGACUCUCGACCAUAUGAUUGGAGAUGCCCACGAGCUCGUCAACUUCUUUGUUAUUGAGGCCCAGCGAAUCAUCUUUGCUGAGAAUGUCUUUGCUUCUGCUGCUGCCUUUGUCGCUGCCUUCAUUUCCUAUUACCUUGUCAAGCUCGUUCCCUACUGGGGCCUUGCUGUUAUUGGCACCACUGUCGUUUUCUUUGUUCCCCUGAUUUACACCACCAACCAGGAGCUGAUUGAUGAGCAACUCCACCACGCCUCGGAGCUCAUCAACUCGCAGACCGCUCAGGUCCGAGAUGUUGCCUCGAAGCAGAUGGAGCAGGUUUCGGCCAUUGGCAAGCAGUACGCUGGCGACUACAGCGGCAAGGUCCAUGACCUCCUCCGAGGUAACCAUGGUUCGCGCCAGAAGAUUGAGAAGCCCACCAAGGCCGCUGCCCCUGUCGCCAAGGAGCCCGAGUUCCCCUCUCCUCCUACUGAGGACCCCGUCAAGUCGGAGGCGGCUCCCCAGAUUCCCACCCCCGCAGCUCUCAAAGAGGAGAUCUCCGAGCCUACUGCUAUCGAUGCUGAAGCUCCCGAGGUUCCCAGCGAGCCUGUUGUCGCCAACAAGGAGCCCAUGAUCGCUUCCUAA